GUUCAGGUUUGGUGGGGUUUGGUGUCUGUUGAUUUUUUGACACUGCAUCAUGCACAACAAAAUUCGAAAAUAAUAACAAAUAUAGUUAUUAUAAUUAUAAACAAUACCGAGUGUGUGUAAUCUUAAUUGUAAAUAUGCUGGCCCUACAAGGCUAUGGAAGUAGCGAUGAAGAAGGCGGUAUAAAUUCUGAUAUUGACACGAAUAAAGAAAAAAGGGAGGUUAGGAGUGAAAAGAACUCGACAAAUACUCCCUUGAUUCCUUUACCACCUCCUGGAUCUUCUUUAGUAUCUCUAGGACUUCAAAUAUGUGCUGCUCCCGAAGUUGUGCCCACGGGUUCAGAAUUAUGCGUAAGACACAUAGAUUCGACCUCGAAAGAAGUGACACACAACCCGAAAUACGAGGAAUUAUUCGCACCCAUGGUAGGGCCAGAAAACCCGUUUCAAACUCAACAGCAACGUGCACUCAAAAAUACUCUUUCUGGAUAUGUAGAAAAGGCCCAUUUUUCGGAUUUUCAGUUUGAAAAUCAACGUCGAACUUUUACAAGCUAUGGAUAUGCAUUAGAUCCAACAGCUGACGGAAGUGUAGACGAGGGAAAAGUUCUCAUUGGUGCUAAAGAACUUGCCGAGGAGAGUGGAAUGAAAACUGUAUUUGAAAGCACAGCACUGAGGCCAGCAGAUAAAAGAAAAAGAAACAAAAAUGACAAACCUGAAGAUGUUGAAGGAUUUUUGGGUCCUUGGGGAGGCUAUGUGGACGAGAGAAGAAUUAUAAAACCGACGGAAGAAGAGGCAGCCGAAUUAGAAGAAAUUCUUGCUAAGAGAAGCAAAAGAGGGAAGGAUACGAGUGAAACGCCUGUCGAGGAACGAACCGUGUUGCACAUCAAAGACUCAACUGACUAUCAAGGUCGGUCUUUCUUGCAUGCACCGCAGGAUGUUGGGGUGAAUUUGCGAUCAGACGCUCCACCGGAACGUUGCUUCUUACCUAAAUCUCAUAUUUUCACCUGGGAGGGUAAAACACCUGGAAAGGGUAUUUCUCAAAUUAGAUGGUUUCCUCGCACAGCCCAUUUAUUACUUUCGUGCAGUAUGGAUGCGAGAGUCAAGCUCUGGGAAGUAUACAACGAGAGAAGAUGUAUUCGUACCUACUACGGACAUCGACAGGCUGUUCGUGACAUAAGUUUCGACAAUGAUGGGAAGCAGUUUCUGUCUGCUGGCUACGAUCGUUACGUCAAACUUUGGGACACUGAAACCGGAGCUUGUAUAAGUAAAUUCACCAGCCGUAAAGUUCCCUAUUGCGUCAAAUUCAAUCCUGAUCCGGACAAGCAACACUUAUUCGUUGCCGGAACUAGUGAUAAAAAGAUUAUUUGUUGGGACAUUAGGUCUGGCGAAAUAACACAGGAGUAUGACAGGCACUUGGGUGCUGUUAACACAAUCACUUUCGUGGAUGAAAAUCGCAGAUUUGUAACCACGUCCGAUGACAAGAGUCUUCGAGUUUGGGAAUGGGAUAUUCCGGUCGAUAUGAAGUAUAUUGCAGAUCCGACGAUGCAUUCAAUGCCAGCCGUUACUCUUUCACCAAACCAAAAGUGGCUCGCUUGCCAGAGCAUGGAUAACAAAAUUGUAAUUUUUUCUGCUCUGAAUCGAUUCAAAAUGAAUCGCAAGAAAACUUUCACGGGCCAUAUGGUUGCUGGUUACGCUUGCGGGCUGGACUUCUCCCCUGAUAUGAGCUAUCUCGUUUCCGGAGAUGGAGAUGGAAAAUGUUACGUGUGGGACUGGAAGACCACAAAAUUGUACAAAAAAUGGAAAGCGCAUGAUGGAGUUUGCAUCUCCGCCUUAUGGCAUCCCCACGAGCCUUCUCGACUCGCCACUGCUGGCUGGGACGGAAAAAUCAAGUAUUGGGAUUAAAAAGCUCCUUUUCACGUGUCUAUACUGUAAAUAAUAUAUAAAUAUUGAUUUUAAUUAAAAUUUUCUACAAAAUAAAAAUAAUAAGAACCUUCUUUAA
Molecule: messenger RNA, 1992 nt
Organism: Belonocnema kinseyi
Lineage: Eukaryota; Metazoa; Arthropoda; Insecta; Hymenoptera; Cynipidae
Product: pre-mRNA-processing factor 17
Exons: 8
Coding region: 135-1895 (586 amino acids)
Biological process (GO): mRNA splicing, via spliceosome
Cellular component (GO): catalytic step 2 spliceosome
Molecular function (GO): protein binding; mRNA binding
Source: RefSeq, a predicted model, not a curated record